CGCCACUUCACUUCACUCCAUCUCUCUCUAUAUCCCUUCAUCACUUUCCCAUCUGUCUGUGGUUUGCUGUGACACUAGGUAUGGAAUGACAGGAUGUUUAUGUUCUUGUAUAUAAGGUGCAGAAAUGCCACACAGAGACAUGUCACAAUGUACAGCAAACAUCUUCAUCCUCCUCAAUCUUCUCUGCUCAGCAGCUCCAGAGAAAUGUAAACAUGACGUGUGCAUCGUGCAGCCGUACCGCGUGGUGGCAACGGAGGGCGUGGCUACGGUAGAGUGCCGCUACUCGUCUCCCCCCCAUCCCCACCCAGAGGAACUGAGCGUGGCGCUGCUGAAAGGUCUCCACGGCAAUGAGGUGGUGUGCUGGGGCAAACUCAACAGCACACAGCUGAGCUGGAGCACAAGUGGAGAGCCACACGCCUGCCAUACUCGCAUGACCAACCGCGGCUUCAACAUCACCGUCUCCGGCCUGAAGGGCGGCGACACUGACAUUUACCGCUGCCAGGUGGUAGUGCGCUACCCCCCUCCCUAUCGCACGAGAACAGGCAAUGGCACCCUGGUUUACGUUCCAGGUGAGAGAGAAACCGGUCUGUUCCCUGCCGGAGAUUCAGCUUCUCGUGGGCCACAGACCACCACAGCUGGAACCGGAAAACUGGACCCCGGAACCAACGGCGACCGGGCAAGAGAGGCAGGACAGGGCACUGCUGUGGGUACAGGUUUCCCUGCCACUGCUGCUGUUUCUGCUGGUCUCAACCAUGUUCACCGUAAUCUACCAGAUCGCAAGGGUUAGACACGCCAGAAGACAAUCCACACAGCCACUGAGCAAGACCGCCAUUGUCUGACCUCACAAACUAGGGCCUUCCUUCCCUCUGCAGUUAGACUAUGUAACACCAAUGACACCCACUUCUUAACUUUUUAACCUCCUCCCUUUAUGAUGCUGCUAAUGCACUAUUACUAAUGUACUUGUUUUUAACAGCAAUAUCUCAAUUGUUCAUAUAACAUCUCUAUUUUUAUCUAUCUUGUAUACUUUUUAAGCUCCUGGUCCCAUGUCUGUAUGUAUGCCGUCUGCUUUUUGCACAUCUGUAUGUACGUUACUGCUGCAACAAAUGAAUUUCCCCAUUGUGAGAUAAUAAAGGGCGUACCUACUUACUUAUAAUAUAUGGGUUGGGGACAAAUAAAGGUUUGCACA
This is a messenger RNA of Engraulis encrasicolus (European anchovy), 1186 nucleotides long. Its product is annotated as cytotoxic T-lymphocyte protein 4-like. Gene Ontology annotation, biological process: regulation of T cell proliferation; T cell receptor signaling pathway. Lineage: Eukaryota; Metazoa; Chordata; Actinopteri; Clupeiformes; Engraulidae. The transcript has 5 exons. Gene Ontology annotation, cellular component: external side of plasma membrane. Bases 125 to 787 code for a protein of 220 amino acids. The record is from RefSeq and is a predicted model, not a curated record.